Messenger RNA from Candoia aspera, 916 nucleotides. Its product is annotated as noggin-2-like. NCBI's taxonomy places the organism in Eukaryota, Metazoa, Chordata, Lepidosauria, Squamata, Candoiidae. The record is from RefSeq and is a predicted model, not a curated record. The transcript has a single exon. Gene Ontology annotation, biological process: negative regulation of cell differentiation; dorsal/ventral pattern formation; negative regulation of BMP signaling pathway. The coding region runs from base 261 to 908 and encodes 215 amino acids.
GCCGAGAGGGGAGCGUAAAAGGGGACCUUGCCUGCGUCUGUCAUCCUACCCCUUGGCGAUCUAUUUAAAGCAAGAGGCCUUGUUGAAUUUUGUCUCCACCUAUUUAUGAAUCUCUUGGACUUGGCAAGGGGGUCUGCGGAGCAUUAACUCCCAGCUUUGGAACAAUUGGAAGCCGGGGGAAGCCGCUCCGUUGCAGCACUGCGGCCGGCCUCUUUGCUCAGGCUGGGCUCGGUGAACCCCCGGGCCGGGCAGAGGAGAGCAUGACGCCCUCCCAGGCGCUCCUGGUUUGCUCUUCCUUGGCGCUGCUGCUCCGGCCCGGCUGCUUCCAGCCCUACCUUCGGCUCCGGCCUUCGCCUAGCGACCACCUGCCCGUCAAGGAUAUCAUUGAGCAUCCGGAUCCAGAGUAUGACCCCAAGGAGCAAGACUUGGACGACCGGACUUUGCGCAAGAAACUGGGGAGCCAUUUCGACCCCAACUUCAUGUCGGUGGCCGCGCCGGCUCAGGGGAAUCUCUCCAGCUUGGAGCCUUUGCACAGGUUCAAGGGACAGGGACCUCUGCCCGGGGUGCUGAAGAAGCUGGACCUGGGCGAGACGCCCUAUAGGACCAAGGUCAAGAUGGGCAAGAAAGCCCGCCGGAAAUUUCUCCAGUGGCUUUGGGCGUAUUCCUACUGCCCGGUGAUGUAUACUUGGAAGGACCUGGGCAGCCGAUUUUGGCCUCGGUACAUCAAGGAAGGGAACUGCUUGGCCGAGCGGUCCUGUUCCUUCCCCGAGGGCAUGUCCUGCAAGCCUAUCAAAUCGGUCACCAAGACUUUCCUGCGGUGGUACUGCCAAGGGUGGUCCAGGCAGAAAUACUGCACGUGGAUCCCCGUUCAGUAUCCAGUGAUUUCAGAGUGCAAAUGCUCCUGUUAAUUAUGGGG